GGGAUUCAAGGGACAGAUCUCUGCUCUGACACUGUCUCCAAGAUGCAGGACCUUGCUGAAGAAGCUCCAUCCCGGGAAACAUUCAACCUCAGGUUGGAUAGGGCUCUGAGCAACCUGAUCUAGUUGAAGAUGUCCCUGCUCAUGGCACGGGGGUUGAACUGAGUGGCCUUUAAAGGUCCCUUCCAACCCAAACUAUUCUAUGAUACUAUGAACACCCACAGUUUCUGUGGUCGAUGGUGAAGAGAGGUAUGGGCAUGAGUAGGUGUGGGCAUCAGGACUACUGUAUUCUUGGCUGCUGGCUUGAGUCACUUUGGUUGAACUCUUGAACCUUUCUUGCCUUCUGGCCUUCACCCUAAAAAUGAGGGUGACGCUUGCGUGGUGGCCAGCUGACUUUGGUGGAAGCUCCCAAAGGGCUGCGGGGGCAGCCAAAGCCAACCCCUCCAGCCCACAGAGCGUGAUGGGUCCUGACAUGUCCUGGCGGCCGCUAGUCCAGAGCUGCCUCGCCUUUAUCAGCUCUCUUGCUGCUUGCCCUCUUUUCCUGGCCUGUCCUUUCAACAGCAGAAAUGCGGAAAAACCAGUUCUGUGGUUAAUUGCUGAACUUCCCUCCACGCCCAUGGGGCAGGUCUCCUCCUCCUCCUCACUCACUCUCUGGGUGCACUUCAGCCUCCAGCCACUUUGGUCCUGCCUGUGCUUAGCCAGCUCAGGUGCACCUUCUGGCCUCUGUGCUCCUUCCAUUAAUCAUAUGGCUUCUCCUGCCUUCCUCUUUUUCCUCUGUCUAUAAAAGCUUCUGGCUCUCUGGUGGCUCCCUCUCCCUUGGGCAACCCAGUGGGUUAGCCCACAGGUGCAGAAGGUUCAGGCAGCUGCCUUCCUGGCCCUGCCCUGCCCAAAGGGAUAACAUUUGGACAUGAUGGCUGGAGGCAACGAGAGGAGCAUCAAGGCCCUGAGGGAGGUGUGGAGAAGAGUGGAAAACUCUUUGUGUGCAGACUGCGGGAAGCCAGAUCCGGACUGGGCAUCCUCUACUUUGGGUGUCUUCAUAUGCCUCAGCUGCUCAGGAAUUCACCGCAAUAUCCCUAGCAUCAGCAAAGUCAAAUCCCUGAAGAUGGACCACUGGGACGAUGCUCAGGUGCAGUUUCUGGCCAAGCAUGGGAAUGCUGUGACUAAAGCCACAUAUGAAGCUCACAUCCCUAUUUACUAUUACCAGCCAACCUACCAUGACUGCCAAGUGCUGAGAGAACAGUGGAUACGGGCCAAAUAUGAACGCAAAGAGUUCACUGAGCCAGGAAAACAUCUGCCAUAUGCUGAUGGGGUGAAGGAAGGCAUCCUCUGGAAGCGAGGCCGAGAUAAUGGGCAGUUCCUGCCCCGCAAGUUCCUCUUGUCUGAGAGAGAGGGAUGUCUGAAGUAUUUCACCAAGCAGGAUGCCAAAGAACCCAAAAUCAAUAUUAAAAUAGAUGUCAUCAAUGCUACGUUCCAGCCAGUGAAGAUUGGGAACCCUAAUGGCCUGCAGAUCACCUACCUCAAAGACAACAAGACCCGGAAUAUAUUUGUCUACCAUGAAAGUGGAAAGGAGGUAGUGGACUGGUUCAAUGCCAUUCGCUCUGUGCAGUUCCAUUAUCUGAAGGUAGCAUUUCCCAUUGCCAGCGAUAAUGAGAUUAAAAAUCGGCUGACAAGAAACUUCCUAAAAGAGGGAUACAUGGAGAAGACUGGUCCCAAGCAGAGAGAAGCGUUUAAGAAGCGCUGGUUUACCCUGGAUCACCGCAGGCUCAUGUACUUCAAGGACCCUUUGGAUGCGUUUGCUAAGGGUGAGGUAUUUGUGGGCAGCAGAGAGAAUGGGUAUAGCGUCCAAAAAGGAUUGCCUUCAGGGACACAGGGCAACUUCUCUUGGCACUAUGGCAUCACCAUCGUCACGCCUGACCGGGAAUACCUCUUCACCUGUGAGACAGAGUCUGACCAGCUGGACUGGAUUGCAGCCUUCACUAGUGUCAUCAACCAGGCCAUGACACCACAGGAAUAUGCAAUUGAAGCCUACUUCAAGUUUAAAUCCUAGGAAGCCAGGCGGAAACCCUGAUAUGACUCAACUCUACCUGGUCCUGUGAGACGGGCUGUCAGGACUGAAGAUUGACAUCAGAGAAACACAGUGCUCUUGAAGCACCCUUUGAAGCACUUUUUUUCCCCUGUAGAUGGUCCACUUUGUUCUGGGGGCCAAAUUAAGCUGCUUCCUUUCAAGUGCAAGAUUUCGUGAAUCUGAAUCCUCAGUGCAACCUGCCAGUGUUAAACUGCUGUGAUCUGACUGGAUCUUGACAGGCCUUGCCUGUCAAUCAGGUCUUGAAAACUUGGCACUUGCUGUGUUGGACAUGGGACCUAGCAUCACUCCUCCAUGAAACUGCGGACAGCCACCUGCCUUAUGCAAGAAAACAGCUGCCUGGCUGGAGCUACACUUCAGUGGGUUGCAGGGGCUGCUGGAUUAGAAGAGACUGUUCCUUUACAAGAAAUGGCUUCUCUGCUGGUGACAGAGAUGUGAGACAUUGAGAUAUUUAAUCAGUUAGAUCUGUAGUUGAGAAAGGUCACUUAAAAGAUGUAAUCUAACAGACAAAUGUGAGGCCUGCUUCCUCCUGCCAUGAAUGAGCUUGAAAGCUUCUUCAGACCACGUUUGUGUGGACACCUUCCUUUGAUUGCUACAGAGAAGAUUAAGGGAUCAGCUUGAAACAAUAUGUGUGGAUAUGUGUGUGUAUGUGGAUAAUGAGUAUGUGUGCAUAUAACAAAAAGCAGUGGGAAGCGGAAUAUUGCCCUAGGGAAGACAAUGUGAGGGAUAUUCAUGCCAUUAAAGUUCAGAUGUCAAAUCUGAGCCUCUAGUCAAACCCAAAUGAAUGAGUCCUGCAGAGAGCAGCUUGUGGCAUCUGAUACAGAGUUCAGAUUCUCUGUUGUCUUUACCAGAGCCUGCGGGUUGAUGUGUGAAGCAAGUAUCACCUGAGUCUCUGCUCCCUCAUUCUCUGUGUCGAAGGCCUGGCACUUUCAUUCUCCCCUAUACAUUACAUUUGUAUGUAUACUGUAUUUCUAUUCAGUAGUAUAAAAGGGAAGUGUGUAUGCUUAUGUCCUUCUAGUAACAGUUGAUCCUAACUACUCAAUCAAC
Messenger RNA from Cuculus canorus (common cuckoo), 3127 nucleotides. RefSeq names its product arf-GAP with dual PH domain-containing protein 1. Gene Ontology annotation, molecular function: GTPase activator activity; phosphatidylinositol bisphosphate binding. The record is from RefSeq and is a predicted model, not a curated record. Gene Ontology annotation, biological process: positive regulation of GTPase activity. The transcript has 11 exons. The coding region runs from base 905 to 2044 and encodes 379 amino acids. NCBI's taxonomy places the organism in Eukaryota, Metazoa, Chordata, Aves, Cuculiformes, Cuculidae. Gene Ontology annotation, cellular component: intracellular membrane-bounded organelle; plasma membrane.